AUGUAUUAAUUAACUUCCAAAAGUAGUCUUAUUCAAUAAAAUUGUAUCUUUCAUCCUCAAAAUAAAGUUGCUUUUAUCUAAGUUAAUGAAAUUUCAUCCCUUCCUAACUCUAGCAUAUUCAAAUGUUUUUCUUGCUUCGAAAAAGAUUUACAGUUUAGACAUGCCAAUUACAUGCUCAUUGAAAAUAUUAUUAAAAAUUCAGAUUCUGAUUUUCAUUAUAGAUGGCCUCCUCUGAGUGAUUAGCAGAUCAUUCAAAAUAUUGAUUUGAAGGCUAAGAAUCUCAAUUCAACAUAAAGCGUCCUCAAUUAAAUCGAUUCUUACUUCACUUAGCUAAAAGAUGAAAUCAUUAAAAAAAUAGAUGUCGCUUAGAAAAAAGCAAUCAAUCAAGCUCUCGAAAUGCCUAUUGGCAAAGAGAAAAUUUUGAAAAAGUAUCAAGAAAUAUCUUAAAUUCAAAACUUAAAAUCACUUAUUUAAGACUAGAAUAAGUCUUUUGAGGUCUACCAAAAAUAGUGUAAAGAUUUCAUUUAGUAAGUAGAGUUAAAUAGAGGUAAAAAUACGCAGCUAUUUUAAGAAUUGCUCAAUGAAUGUGACAAAAUUCAACAAUUAAUAGAUUUUGACAGAUUAAACAAAAGCAAAAUAUUUUUAUUAGAUUUUUUAGAUCAACUUAACUUUUUUGAAGAUUAAAAAUAAAGUCAAGUCAAAUCUGAAAAUAAAUUUAAAAAUAAUAAUAAUAAUAAUAAUAAUAAUAAUAAUAAUAAUAAUAAUAAUAAUAAUAAUAAUAAUAAUAAUACAUUACCAUAAUAAGUUAAUAGUAAAAUAGAUUAAUUAAUGAAAUUAAUUUCUAACGAAACUAAUUAUUGCAGUAAAGAGUUUUUGAAUCAAGUUAGACAAUAAAUGCAAAAAAAUAGUUUAUUUUUGGAAUAAAUUUCAUUUGACAAAAUGAAUCAAGAAGGUAAAAAAGCUAUCCGAUUUUCAGAAUUAAAUGAUGAAAAAAUAAACUGUGUAAAUGAAUAUGUUGAGCAUUUGAUAAAAAUAUAAGAUAAUCCUUAACAUCUCUAAUCAGUUAAGAAUUAAUUUUAAAUAUCGAAUCUACUCAAUGUUCUUGAUAACAAAUUCAAUUUUAUCUCAAAUAGUUAUCGAGAUAACUUGAUUAAAUACUUAAUUGAAACAUAUCCAUUUUUGAAAAAUGUAAACACAGACCAAAUGUUCUCUGAAGAAUAAAGCUUUAAUAUUUUGAGGAGUCUAGAAACAAAUUAUAUUUAAGAGUUUGUUAAAAUAGUAAAAAAGAAAUAGAAUCUAAAUGAAAACUAAUAAAACUUUGAAAAUAGUUAAACAUACAGAGUUCAAUAAAAAAUACUAGAAUCGUUUAUUUUUGAAAAACGUGAAUUGGAAAAUACAUUAAAAAAAUUUCCAAUCUUUGAUUUAUUAUUGUUAAAAGGGAAGAAUAUCUUGAAUCAACUAUAAUUUUAGAAAAACAAUUUACAUGAUGGAAACUAGCGAAUAGAAAUAGUUAAAAAUAUGAAUAAUUAAUUUGAAAUUUCUAUUAAUGAAACUAACUACUAAGGGAGUUAUAAAGGUAAUGAAACUAAUUGCAUUUCUUAGAUUUUAGAAAGAGAUAAAAAAUACAUAUUUAGGAUUUAAUUUCAAAAGGAAGGUUAUGGUAAUUUUAUGAUAGGAUUAAUGAAAAAUGAGAAUUUCAAUCAUAAAUAUGGAUAUAGUGAGAAUAUGGGCUACUAUUUUAGAUUAGAAAAUAAUAAAAUGAAAUACAAUGGAGGUUAUGGAAUUGAUAAAUUUUUAAAAGGAGAAAAGACAUAAUUGCUAAAUGAAAAUAGUACUUUAGAGUUGAGAGUUUGGCUAGAAGGAUAGUAAAUUGAGGAUAAAAUUUAAAAUCAAAUAAAUAGAAUGAAUGAUUUAAAAAUAAUAAUUGAAUUUGCUUAUAACUUUAAAUAUAGAGGUUCGAAUAGUAAUUGCUGA
Molecule: messenger RNA, 1974 nt
Organism: Tetrahymena thermophila SB210
Lineage: Eukaryota; Ciliophora; Oligohymenophorea; Hymenostomatida; Tetrahymenidae
Exons: 2
Source: RefSeq, a predicted model, not a curated record